AUGAAGCCGCUCAGUCCAGAUGCCACUCUCGGCGAGGUGCCGGACUUCCCGCAUGACUUGCAGUCGGACCAGUCAACAUACAAGGGGCGCUUCCUUCACUUUCUCUCCAUGACGGACCCUCGCACCCUCCUCACGUCGCCGACACGGCUAGCGCUGAGCGAGGCGCUGCUUGAGCGCGUCGAUAGCCGUAAAGAGGGUUGGGCCACGGUGAGGGUAGCCGACUACCUCGACGCGCGGCAACGAGUGCAGUGCAUUGUCCACCCCGAGUCGAAGAAGCCCAUCCUCAUGCCGUUCCGGUUCUCCGCGUUUGUGCCCAUGAACUUCAUCAACCUCUGUGGGAUGCUGGCGCCAUCGCAGCAGACACCGGCACGGGCCGUGUUCUGGCAGCUCUCGAACCAGACAUACAACGUCGGCUUCAACUACUGUAACGCCAGCGGCAAGGACGGGCUGCCGCUGCAUGAACUAGCGAUGGGCUACGUCGUAGCUACCUGCACGGCGUGCGGCACCUCGUACCAGCUCGGCAAGGUCGCCUCCGCUGUGUCGGCGUCUACAUCGGCGGCGGCAAUGUUCCUGAAGCUAAUCAUCCCGUAUACCGCCGUGGCGUGUGCAAACAUGGCGAACCUCGGCGUCAUUCGGUUCCGCGAUGUGCUGUGCGGCAUCACCGUGCAGGACACGGAGACGGGCGAGGACCUGAACGGCGGGAAGCCAUCCGCCGUGGCUGGUCGCCUCGCUGUGGCGCAGGUGGCGCUCAGUCGCGUCAUGAUUCCUGUGCCGCUGAUGCUUCUGCCGCCGGUGUUGAUGAACUUUCUCUUCCACCCGGCAAAUGGUGUACGUUUCUUCGUGCAGCACCGCGCGCGGCUGUACCUGCCGGUGAAUGUGCUGACGCUGGUCAGCAUGUUGUGCGUCGCACUACCGAUGAGUGUUGCCGUGUUUCCACAGAGAACAGUGGUGCCAGUGAGCUGGCUAGAGGCGUCAUUCCGAGGUCAGACGAACGCCGCCGGCCACGCCAUCACACACGUCACGUUUAACAAGGGCCUCUAG
Molecule: messenger RNA, 1041 nt
Organism: Leishmania braziliensis MHOM/BR/75/M2904
Lineage: Eukaryota; Euglenozoa; Kinetoplastea; Trypanosomatida; Trypanosomatidae
Product: sre-2/carboxylate carrier-like protein
Exons: 1
Coding region: 1-1041 (346 amino acids)
Biological process (GO): mitochondrial transmembrane transport; monoatomic ion transport
Cellular component (GO): mitochondrial inner membrane
Molecular function (GO): monoatomic ion transmembrane transporter activity
Source: RefSeq, a predicted model, not a curated record